Molecule: messenger RNA, 1470 nt
Organism: Cordyceps militaris CM01
Lineage: Eukaryota; Fungi; Ascomycota; Sordariomycetes; Hypocreales; Cordycipitaceae
Product: DNA repair protein rhp57
Exons: 1
Coding region: 1-1470 (489 amino acids)
Biological process (GO): mitotic recombination; DNA strand invasion; DNA recombinase assembly
Molecular function (GO): single-stranded DNA binding; double-stranded DNA binding; ATP binding
Source: RefSeq, a predicted model, not a curated record
AUGACGGACCUCGCCAAGAUCCUGCCGUCAUUCAACACCGCACCGUUUUCCGCGCUACUGUCCGUCGUCGAGCAGCAUGCCCUCUCCACGACGGACCUCCUCACGCAGCACCCCGUCGACCUCGCCAAGCAGACGCACCUCGCGCUCCUCGACCUGAAGCGCUUCAUCGCCGCCGUGCAGGCCUCCCUCGCCGAUGACCUGACGCCCGAGAAGCCGCUGGCGACCGCGCGGGCCCCCGAACAAACAGCGGCGCCGCCACCACCCCCAGAGGAGGACAAAGGAGAGGGCGAUGGUAGCCGCGAGCCCGAUGCCGCCCCCCCGCCGGCGGUGGUGAAUACCGCGCCCGCGCAGACGACGCCGUGCAUCAGCACCCUCGACGACACCCUCGACGCGGCGCUCGGCGGCGGCGUCCCGGUCGGCUACAUCACCGAGUUCACGGGGGAGUCUGGCGCGGGCAAGACGCAGUUCCUGCUGUCGCUGUGCCUGGCCGUGCAGCUGCCGCCGCCGCGCGGGCUCGGCCGGCAGGCGCUGUACGUGUCGACCGAGGCGGGGCUCACGACGCGGCGCCUCGCGCAGAUGCUCGGCGGCGCAGCGGCGGCGCCAGACUGGGCGGCAUCACCGCCGCCCUCGCUCGACCACAUCCUCAGCACCGUCACGCCCGACCUCGAGUCGCAGGAGCACAUCCUCGAGUACCAGGUGCCCGUGCUGCUCGCGCGCCACGACAUUGGCCUCCUCGUGCUCGACUCCGUCGCCGCCAACUACCGCGCCGAGUUUGAGGGCGGUGGUCUCGGCGCCCGUCUCGGGUCCGGCAUGGGCGCGCGCGGCGCCCAGCUCGUCCGCCUCGGCGCCCAUCUGCGCGACCUCGCCCGCCGCCACGGCAUCGCCGUCGUCGUCGCCAACCAGGUCGCCGACCGCUUCGCCAGCACCGCGGUGCCGCCGCCGCCGCCGCCGCUCCACCGCGGGAUGCCACCGCCAGAGAGCCCGCUGGCGUCCCGCGGCAGACAACAGCAGCAGCAGCAGCCGUCGUCGACGACGCUGCAGGCCACGCCGACGUCGUCGAUGCCCAUGCCGACGCCCGACGACGCGGGGCCGCUCGCGCCGCCGACGCUGUUCCUCGACCACCAGCAGCGCUGGUUCACGGGGUGGGGCGACGAGCCGCGGUCGUCGUACGCGCUCAAGACGCCGAGCCUCGGCCUCGUGUGGUCGACGCAGAUUUCGUGUCGCGUCGCCCUCUUCAAGCGCCCCGUGUACGGUCGCCCGCGGAGGUUCGCCGCGCCGCUCGACGCCGACGACGACGGCGGCGGCGAGGACCGCGAGCCGAAUCUCAAGUCGUGGAGGCGCUGGAUGAAGGUCGUGUUCGCGCCGCAUGUUGCCGCGUCCGGCCAGGGCAUCGCGGACGCGGUCGAGUUUGAAGUCACGGCUGGUGGGCUGAAGGCGGUGAUGAAAGAGCAUGGCAAACCCAAGAGUUGA